AUGGUGAAAACAAAGAGAAAAGAACAGAAACGUGUAAAAUACACGGCAAAUGAAUUAAAAGAAGCAGUUUAUAAAAUAAAAUCUGGAGAACCUAUACGUAAAGUCAGCCGUGAUUUUGGAAUUCCGAAAACGACAUUAUUAUAUAAGAAAAACGAGUUGGUACCAUCAAUAAGACGAAGUGGACCGCCCACAGUUUUAACUGAUGAAGAAGAAAACCAGUUGGUUGAGUGGAUAUUUCAUAUGCAUAAAGCUGGAUAUCCAAUUACAAAAGCCCAAAUUAUAAAUAGCGUUACAAUGUUAGUUAAAGAACUAAAACGGGAUAAUCCUUUUAAAAACGGCCGACCUGGACGCAGUUGGCUUGAGAGUUUUCAAAAACGACAUCCGGAAUUGACGCAAAGAAUUGCACAAAAUUUAACGAAUGCAAGAGCAUCCGUUACAGAAAAAGCUCUUCGUGAAUGGUUUGCUGAAAUUAAUAGCUAUUUUAAUAAAAAUGGGCUCUGCAAUAUUGAUCCAUCCAGAAUUUUUAAUUGUGACGAAAGUGCUUUUUUCUUAUGUCCGAAAGGAGAAAAAGUUUUUGUUAAAAAAGGCGAAAAAUGUGUAUAUAAUUUUGUCCAAAAUGAUGAAAAAGAGUGCUUAACCACUUUAUUUAUGGUUAAUGCUGAGGGUAUGUUAGGGCCACCUCUCAUUUUAUUUUCAUACGAAAGAAUACCAUAUAGCAUUUGUGCAAGUAUACCUGAGUCGUGGGGAAUUGGAAAAACUGAUAAUGGAUGGAUGACUGGAGAAAGUUUUUAUGAAUAUAUUGCAAAUGUUUUUCAUCCUUGGUUAGUUGCCAAUAAUAUACAAUUUCCAAUCGUUUUAUAUGUGGAUGGUCAUUCUUCACAUUUAACCAUGUCGUUAAGUAACUUUUGUAGCAAACAUGGAAUACAUUUAAUUGCAUUGUAUCCUAAUGCAACGCAUAUUUUACAACCACUAGAUGUGGCAUUUUUCCAUCCGCUAAAACAUGCAUGGCGUAAAAUCAUUUCCGAAUGGCGACUAAAAAGUGGACACAAAAUAAGAAAAAAUUGUUAA
This is a messenger RNA of Osmia bicornis bicornis, 1068 nucleotides long. Its product is annotated as MFS-type transporter clz9-like. Gene Ontology annotation, molecular function: DNA binding. NCBI's taxonomy places the organism in Eukaryota, Metazoa, Arthropoda, Insecta, Hymenoptera, Megachilidae. The record is from RefSeq and is a predicted model, not a curated record. Gene Ontology annotation, cellular component: nucleus. The coding region runs from base 1 to 1068 and encodes 355 amino acids. The transcript has a single exon.